Molecule: messenger RNA, 1785 nt
Organism: Harmonia axyridis
Lineage: Eukaryota; Metazoa; Arthropoda; Insecta; Coleoptera; Coccinellidae
Product: segmentation protein Runt-like
Exons: 4
Coding region: 251-1204 (317 amino acids)
Biological process (GO): regulation of DNA-templated transcription
Cellular component (GO): nucleus
Molecular function (GO): DNA-binding transcription factor activity, RNA polymerase II-specific; RNA polymerase II cis-regulatory region sequence-specific DNA binding; ATP binding
Source: RefSeq, a predicted model, not a curated record
UAUAUUUCCUGGAAGGCUCAUUUUAAUUGAGGUAAUUUGACAAUAAUGCACCUCCUUAGAGGUUCUUCUGACAGCUAAAGCAAAAACCACCCUUCCAGGGGUGGGGGUGUUACUCAUCCCAGGUAGCUAACACUUAUUUAUUGGUUAUCCUUGGACGGAGUAUUCAGUUACAAUCUUCCCGGGUCAGCAACAAGUGGUACUGUCAUCUUGACGGGCUCUUCUUGUCGCGUGAAAACUUAGUGCGGUCAACAUGAUUUCGUCUCCGCAAGAAAACCUCGGGGACUUGGUACCAACCGAAAACCCAUCGAUUAUGUGCAGUGCUCUUCCUUCCCACUGGAGGUCGAAUAAAAGUUUACCAAUGUUGUUUAAAGUUGUGUCUUUGGAUGGCGAAGUACCAGACGGUACUCUCGUCAAAGUGUCAGCCGGAAAUAACGAAAAUUGCAUCCCCGAAAUGAAAAAUUAUACUGCAGUUAUGAAGAACCAAGUGGCGAAGUUUAAUGAUCUAAGGUUUAUAGGAAGAAGUGGCAGAGGAAAAACAUUUAUGUUGACUAUCGCUAUACUGUCAAAACCACUUCAAAUAGCGACAGUUAACAACGCUAUCAAGAUCACUGUAGAUGGACCCAGAGAACCUAGAUCCAAAUCAAAUAAUUUUUGUGGUUAUCCAAUGCCAUGGAUUCCUGGAGCUUAUAAUCCGAAUGUGCUGAAUCCGUGUUACUCAUACCCAUGGCCUGAUCCUAGAAUACCCCCAAUGCCACCUCCACCAAUUGCUCUUCCUGUAUCAAGAUAUCCAAAUUUUAUGAUGGUGAGUCCACCCAUCUUCCCACCACAGCAACCUUCUCCAGCAAGACAUGAAUAUCCAAAUAGUCAACGUUGGUCUAGCGUAGAAAUCAAUAAUAAUGUGGUACAAAUGGCACACCGACAACAACAGCAUCCUACUUUAAUUAGACCCUCACAGAUGAGCAACAAUUCCAUUUCAGAUAAUUCGAGCUUGUCUUGUUCUUCUGGAAGUAUUGUGGCAGAAAAUGAGGAUGUAGAUGAAAUUAUAAGCGAGAAUGAUGAUGACGAUGAAAUUAUAGACGUGGUAGCAAUAAAGCCAGAUCCAGUAACUAUGAUCGCAAAAGAUGUGCCUACCAAGUCUGACUUGAAAGCUCCUAGUGCUAAAUCUGUUAAAACCACUAUGUGGCGACCGUACUAUCGCCCUUAAGUUUUAUCUACAGCCAUUAUUUUACUCAAAGAUAAGGGCAGCUAGAUAUUAUAGGAAAAUCGCAUCCAGAACAGCAGAUGAUGAUUUUUGAAAACAACUUGAUUAUCCUUGAUAAACCUUCGAAUAAUUGGAUCAAGGAUGGUUUUGCACUGAACUGAGAUACGACCUAGUUAUGUUGAAUCCAACUUUCACACAACAGCUCAAGUUCAAUCAAGUUCAAUUGAAGAAUCAUCAUAGAACACAUCCUUGAUUUAGUUUAAAAAGAAGCUUUCGGUCAUGUUUCAUUGCUGUUAGGGAUGCUAAGGUUCUAGAAUAUAAUUUCUCAAUCGACUAGACAUCUGUAUAUGGAUCCAGUUCAAAUCAGAAGAAGAUUGAAAUUCAAAAUACCAAAUAAUAGAAGGAAAAUAUUAUAAAUCAAUAACAGGCUGGAAUGGUUGUAGAAGUUCAACCGGAAGAAAUAUUGGGAGGGAGUUGGAAAAGCUAGUCAAAACCUUGCGGUUACUCUUUAGGAAGCAGGCUUCCAAUGUAUUUAUUUGUUCAAAAUCUAGUCAAAUCCUUGGGGAUAAUUAUUAGGAAGCAGG